Molecule: messenger RNA, 774 nt
Organism: Dentiscutata erythropus
Lineage: Eukaryota; Fungi; Glomeromycota; Glomeromycetes; Diversisporales; Gigasporaceae
Source: the annotation of a GenBank genome assembly
AAGCUGGUUACUUUCCCCAACAACAAUUUGUUAAUCCUCCACAACAAGUUGUUAAUAAUCCUGCACAACAAUUUGUUAAUAAUCCUCCACAACAAUUUGUUAAUAAUCCUCCACAACAAUUUGUUAAUAAUCCUAUAAAUCCUCCACAACAAUUUACUAAUAUUCCAAUGAAUCCUCCACAACAAUUUACUAAUAUUCCAAUGAAUCCUCCACAACAAGUUGUUAAUAAUCCUCCACAACAAUUUGUUAAUACUCCUAUAAACCCUCCACAACAAUUUGUUAAUACUCCUAUAAAUCCUCCACAACAAUUUGCUCGACAAACUGUUAUUUAUCCUAUGAAUCAUCCACAACAAUUUGCUACAAAUACUCCAAAAAUGGGGUUUAUGGGUCCUCAACAAUUUAAUAAUCAUCCUACGAGUCCUCCACCUGUACAUAUUAAUCAACCGUCAAUGCCAAGAAAAAAUACUGCACAAUUGAAAAAAGAGGCUGAAGAACAAAAGAAACGACUUAAAGAAGAAAGAAAAAAUUAUCCAUACAGGAAUCCUUCUACUUGUACUAGAAGAAAGACUGUGGGAUUUCAUCUUAGUGAUACGAUUGGAGUUUUUUUAUGUAAAAUAAAUUAUUAUUAUUGGAUGGGUAAAAGUCGAAAAGAAUUAACAAGAACAAAAUGUACCAAAAUUGAGCUUACAGAUAAUUAUAUAGGAUUAAUAAAAUUACUCGUUUUAGUUUGUGUACUUUGUCUUUUACCUACACAAACUGUUUCCACUAAAAUGA